UGAUGAUAAGCUACAAAUCAUCCAAGGCUUACUGAGAAGAAACAUUUAUAAGGGAGUGCCCGAGGGAUUAGAGACAUUGAAGGAUCCGACUUCAAGAAACAUGACCUCUGGACUGUAUCCAGGCCUUCUCCUGUGGCUGCUCUGUCUCCUCCCCAGCUCUGAGGAGGCCUGCCCAUCUAUCUGCCUCUGUGUAUCUGAUGCGGUCAUCUGUAGCUCCAGUGGACUCUCCAAACUACCUCUGUCCCUGCCCUCCUUCUCUGCCACUCUCGAUGUCAGCCAUAACCACCUUUCCUGGCUGGCAGCAGGCAGCUUCAAAUGGAUGCCCAGACUGGAAAACCUUCGGAUGGCCCACAACCAGCUUAGCUCCCUGGGCGUCGGGGUGUUUAACAAUGCUACUGGCCUGAGGCACCUGGACUUGUCUUCAAACAAGCUGCAGGUGGUGGAGCAGCACUACUUCCAGGGGCUGUGGAGGCUGGAGGAGCUCCUGCUCUACAAUAACAAGAUCACACAGGUGGAGGCAAGCACACUGAUUGGUCUGAGCAGCCUAAAGAAGGCCUACUUCAGCCUUAACCAGAUCACACACUUCCCGUUCUUCUCAAUCCAAGACCACAGUCAUCCUUUCCUGACUAUGCUGGACCUCUCAUCCAACCGGAUGUCACGCCUGCCAUGGGAGGAUGUGAAAGCUUUGCCCAGGCUGGUGCAGCGGGGGCUGUACCUCCAUAACAACUCUCUGAUCUGCGAUUGCUCCAUGUACAGCGUGUUCUGGCAUUGGGAUCUAAGAGGUUAUGACUCUCUCAAGGACUUUACAGAUGAGCACACUUGCUCCAUCUUCGGCGACCAACGAGCAACCAUUCGAUUCCUCCGGAAUCCACGCUUUUUCCACAAUUGCUCUGUUGAAAAAGCGGUAUCACAGCCAUUGACUGUGCUCCUCUCCAAUGUCUUGGUAUCAGAGGGAGGAAGAGUGCGUCUAGACUGUCAAACGUCCCUGAGCAGCACAGAUCUUUCAUUUACAUGGCUCUCCCCCAGCAAGGGGUACAUCACCGAGGACAGCAUUAAUGACACGCUAAUUAGUCUGUUUCCUAAUGGUACCUUGGAGAUUCAGGCUGCCAAGGUCAAUGACUCAGGCCUAUACGUGUGCACAGCUGUGGAUAUUAAACAGGCGUUGAACGCAACACGGGAAGUAAAUGUGACAGUGCUGCAGCCUGCAGCCGAGUCAUUCAACACUGGUUAUACAACGCUGCUGGGCUGUGCAGUGACAAUGAUCUUCAUCCUCAUCUACCUCUACCUGACUCCAUGUCGCUGCAGCUGCUGCAAACAGCCCAAACCUCCAGCUAUCCCCAUCGCAACGUACGACCCCAGCACCCUGACCUCUGUCUUCUGCCCCUCUACGAGAGACCAAGCCAAAGUUCAAGCUAACAAGCACGUAGCGUUCAUGGAGCCGAUGUUAAGUGAGGAAGGAACACAAUGGACACUUGAAAGUUGA
Molecule: messenger RNA, 1483 nt
Organism: Cheilinus undulatus (humphead wrasse)
Lineage: Eukaryota; Metazoa; Chordata; Actinopteri; Labriformes; Labridae
Product: amphoterin-induced protein 3-like
Exons: 2
Coding region: 101-1483 (460 amino acids)
Cellular component (GO): plasma membrane
Molecular function (GO): protein binding
Source: RefSeq, a predicted model, not a curated record